AUGCUUGUCCGUGCCGCGCUUCGAACCUCCCGGCUCUCCUCCCUCGCUACUGCCCAAAGGCGAUUAGCAUCCUCUUUGGUCUUCCUAGAGCACAAGAAUGGGAAAUUGAAUGAUUCCAGCUUGAAUGCUGUGACUGCUGCUCAAUCGCUUGGAUCAGAUACCGCCGGUAUAGUAGUAGGAUCUAAGAGCGAUGUCGAUGGUGUCCUCGAGGAGGUCAAGAAGAUUGACGGUCUCACCAAGAUCUACACUGCUGCUUCCGACUCCUACGCCCAUUCUUUAGCUGAGAAUGUUGCGCCCCUUCUUGCUUCAGUAUUACCAGCCAAGAACAUCUCUCAUAUUUUUGCCGCCCACACUGCUGUGGGAAAAAAUGUUUUCCCUAGAUUGGCUGGUUUGCUCGACUCCUCUAUGAUUGCCGAUAUCGUAGCUCUCGAAUCUUCAGGAGACGUCUUCACCCGACCCAUAUAUGCUGGUAAUGCCAUACUCAAAAUCAAGUCUUCGCCCAAGGAUAAAUUCAAGAUCGUCACAGUCAGAACUACUGCGUUCGACAAAGCCAAGACUGGAGGUGGUAGUGCUGCCGUAGAGGAAGUUGAAGCUGCUUCAGGGGAUGCGUCAACCAAAUACGUGUCCGAAGAAUUGACCAUCUCCUCUCGACCUGAUCUCUCUUCUGCAUCUCGAGUCGUAUCAGGUGGUAGAGCUUUGAAGUCACAGGAAAAUUUCAAUAAGAUCCUUGAUCCUCUUGCUGAUGCUCUUGGUGCCGCCGUUGGUGCUUCGAGAGCCGCUGUAGAUGCUGGUUACGCAGACAACUCCUUACAAGUUGGACAAACAGGAAAAGUCGUUGCUCCUGAACUUUACGUUGCUGCUGGUAUCUCAGGUGCUAUCCAGCACUUGGCAGGUAUGAAGGAAUCGAAGAUGAUUGUAGCUAUCAACAAAGAUCCAGAUGCUCCAAUCUUCCAAGUUGCCGAUGUGGGACUUGUAGCUGACUUGUUCGAAGCUGUACCAGAGUUGACUAAGAAGGUCGAGGGUGCUAAGGCAUAA
Messenger RNA from Kwoniella botswanensis, 1035 nucleotides. RefSeq lists its product as uncharacterized. The transcript is spliced from 8 exons. Gene Ontology annotation, cellular component: mitochondrion. Gene Ontology annotation, biological process: fatty acid beta-oxidation using acyl-CoA dehydrogenase. Bases 1 to 1035 code for a protein of 344 amino acids. The record is from RefSeq and is a predicted model, not a curated record. Gene Ontology annotation, molecular function: flavin adenine dinucleotide binding; electron transfer activity. NCBI's taxonomy places the organism in Eukaryota, Fungi, Basidiomycota, Tremellomycetes, Tremellales, Cryptococcaceae.